AUGGGCAGUGUAAUCCCCUCUGAGGACGAGCUCACCGCCGCGCUCAUCGACCUCAAGACUAACAAUCCGCAGUGUGGAAUCGCAAAAAUUCACGCUCUCCUGCUCAUCUCCUUCCCAACUUGGCUCGUCUCCGAAAAACGCACUCGUAAAAUUUUGCAGCUGCACGGGCUGGUGCUCAAUGCCUCGCCUCCGUCCUCGUCGACGCCACAAGAGCAGAGCGAAGAGGUCGUGAUCGCGGCAGACGGGUCCACGAGUUUCAUCCCGUACCAGUACCCGUCAUCCCGGGUGAUCAAAAACCUCGAUUUGCAGAAAUGGACGCUCAAAGUACGGGUCAAGUACUUCGACAAGAAAAAGGGCAAGGGGCUCGUCGCGAUGGAGAAGAUCAGCAAGGGGGAGGUCAUCUGGAAAGAGGACCCGUUCAUCCUCGCACCUGAAUGGGAAAUAUACGAUUUGCAGCACCAAUCUGCCGCGUGUGGAUUCUGCUCGACACCUUUCGCGACGGCCUCGCCGUUGAUCACCUCUUGCCCCGGCUCGUCCUCGUCCUCUGCAGCGCCCUGUCCGAUCAAGUUCUGCAGUCGCCUCUGCCUCGCGAGGUCGAAGAAGCAUCAUACAUUGCUCUGUCCGUCCCAGAACCCCGCAUGCGUCCCCCUCUUGAAAUUUGCGAGAGACACGCAGUGGAUGGCCCUCCACGCGCUCUCGCAGUGCACAAGCAGGAUCUUGCUGGCGAACCAGAUCGACGACUCGACGCUCAAUUCGGAUUGGCAGGUUGUGAAGGGGCUAGCGGAACUGGGCAUGGAGGAAAGGUUCCAACAGAGCUAUGAAGGGCAUCACGGGGCAGAACCCGACAGAGUAGCCUGGCAGAAAGCACACACUCUAUUCGUUCAGGCCUUCAGUGAGCCACCGAAUCCCGCAGACCAGAAGAAGCUCACAAAGCUGCUCAAGAAGCCUUUGCGUGAGGACCUCAAAUCUGACCUCUUCAACUAUAAGUCGUUCCUGCGUGGCCUGGGACGCAUGAGUCUGAACUUGGAAGCACACGGCGGGCUCUACGUCCUCCACUCGCACCUGAACCACUCCUGCUCGCCCAACGUAUCAGUACGGCACCUCGAGCAGAAGACAAUGCUCGCGCGCAUCACCGUCAUCGCGAAGCAAGACAUCCAGCCCGGCGAGGAGCUCACCGUCACAUACGUCAACCCCUCGGGGAGCGUCACCUCCCGCCAAAUCGAAUUGGAGAGCUGGGCGUUCGGAAAGUGUAAGUGCCCGAGGUGUGUGCAGGAGCUGAAGGAACUGGCGGAGAAGAGGAAGGCGGACGGGGAGGCAGAGGCUGCGGCCGGCGCGGCGCUUGAUGAUUUGGAGAGGGAGCUGAAGGCUGGGCUGGGGCUUGCGUAG
Molecule: messenger RNA, 1386 nt
Organism: Pleurotus ostreatus (oyster mushroom)
Lineage: Eukaryota; Fungi; Basidiomycota; Agaricomycetes; Agaricales; Pleurotaceae
Gene: SET5
Product: SET domain-containing protein 5
Exons: 4
Coding region: 1-1386 (461 amino acids)
Molecular function (GO): protein binding
Source: RefSeq, a predicted model, not a curated record